GUGCGGGGCCCUGUUUCCGCUGGGCCGUUCGUGAAAUGGUGGCGCUUCUUGGCGAGCGGGGCGGUGAUUCGCUGCGUUUGGCGAGGUGUUGUUUUGUGCUUUGGUCUGCGUCCUUUUAAAGCGUAGCUGUGAGCCUCAGGGAGCCGGGAGGUUCUCCGUGCUGCAAAUAUUUGAGAAUUUGCUGCUGCUCGGAUCAGGGUGCUAUCGGUGCCUGGCGUUACUUUUCUGGUUCGCGUGGUUUUUACCAAGUUAAUGGGAAGGAGAAUCCUUUUCCCAAAGAGAAUCUGUAACUGGUUUUAGUCAGGAAAGUAAGCAGGAAAAGGACCCGAUUUUAAACUUUCGCUGCGAAUUUAUAAUUGAUGCACAUGGAAACAGCUGGGCAGCGUGAGAGGUGUUUGAGUUCCUUUUCCAAUCUCUUGAAAUGCUCUCUAGUACAUCUUUUAUUUUCUGUAGAAAUGCUUUAGGAGGGUGGGGGGAGGGGCAAGCAGUUUUUCCCUUGCAUUUUCUGUCUGUUGGAACAAAUUGCCCAGGCCAGCAGCACCACUUUCUGUUCCUCUGGAGGGUUUUGAACCAGAAGUGGAUUGGCUCCUUAAAUGCGUUGUAAGGAGCUAUCGGUCUCUGGGCCAUACUUGCUUUCUGUCCCUACGCUGCAGACUUUGUGUCAUCUCUGUGGCUUUAGGAAUGUUUUUGGCAAAUGCAGCGUCAGGGUUAAGUCGUGUGCCAAACCAUGGAGCGGUUCAGGUUGGAGGAGCCCUCUGAAGACAGUCUGCUUCCAGCUCCUGUGUGCAGUUUGUGCGGGCAGCUGGAAGAGAACGUCAUGCAGAGCGUGUGAGCAGGGAGUUGGAUGCAUGCUAUAAAUGUAUUUUACCAACUGCUUCGUUUAGCCAUGGUUGCUUAGAUUCAGUGAGAAGCUGCUGUGUGCGUUCAGCUUGAAGAUACCAUGGGCUUCUCUGUUUUGAAUGGAGUUCAAUCAAUACCCAGUUUAGAAGUUUGUGAAUAAGCUGUCAGAACUUGAGAGCUGGAGGAAGUUGGCUGAAGGUUUUCUUUCUUUUUUAUUUUUAAAGAUCACUUUGAUUUCACUUUUUAUGUGAAAAGGGCAUUUGGAGUCGAAUGUUUCUUUAGGCCUCAUGCUAAUUUCCAUUUGAUGCUGUCACUUUGCCUUCUGUCAAAGCCUUGUGCCUAACAUUGUUGCUUAGAAUGGUGGUUUUUCUGUGUCCCAGCAGAAAAGGAACUUGAAGAACAGGCGAAGCACUUGAGAUAAUUUGUGCCUAGGUAGUGUUUUUCAAGCAGUCCCUGCAAGGCUACUGAAAGCACAGCUGUUUACAGAAUCAUCUCUGGUGACCUCAGCUCAGCUUCACAGCAGGGAGAAAAGGUUUGAUAUGUGUUUAAUUGUGCUGAGGAAACAGAAAAGCAAGAACUGCGUUGUGCUGUCUGUGCAGAGGUGAUGUUUGCAUAACGUGCUGUUCUGUGGGCUGUUUGAGAAUACAGAGGCAAACUGGAGGAUUUGUGUGUACAGAAGUCCGUGUAUUAAUUGUGAUUGUCUGCUUCUCUUUCAGAUUGAAGCAAGUGAAUUCUGAUAUAACUCAGCUUUGUUAGAGGGCUUUUUUUUUUUUUUAAAGAAAAAAAAAGUUGAUCCACAGUGCAUCAGAGCAAGUUACUACUUUACUUUUGAGUGACUUACAGGUGCUUGCCUGCAUUGCAAUAAAGGACUCAUAUAUUGAGCAAGACUUAUUUAUCUCUUCAUUUUGGAGAGUCUAAUAAACUGUUAUUACAGUUUCUGUACUGACUUUCAAAGUUUUGAAGUCUAAAAAGACAUCUUUAAACAUAGAAACAUGAGCACGGCCAGAACAGAGAACCCUGUUAUAAUGGGUCUAUCCAGUCAGAACGGGCAGUUGAGAGGCCCUGUGAAACCCAGCGGGGGCCCAGGAGGUGGAGGCACACAGACUCAGCAACAGAUGAACCAGCUGAAAAAUGCCAACACGAUCAACAACGGCACCCAACAGCAAGCACAGAGCAUGACCACCACUAUUAAACCUGGCGAUGACUGGAAGAAGACUUUAAAACUCCCUCCAAAGGAUUUGAGAAUCAAAACUUCUGACGUGACCUCCACAAAAGGAAAUGAGUUUGAAGAUUACUGUUUGAAACGGGAGUUGCUGAUGGGAAUUUUUGAAAUGGGCUGGGAAAAGCCAUCUCCUAUUCAGGAGGAGAGCAUCCCCAUUGCUUUAUCUGGUAGGGAUAUCUUGGCUAGAGCGAAAAAUGGAACAGGCAAGAGUGGAGCCUACCUCAUUCCCUUACUUGAACGGCUAGACUUAAAGAAGGACAACAUACAAGCAAUGGUGAUUGUUCCCACCCGUGAGCUAGCCCUGCAGGUCAGUCAAAUCUGUAUCCAAGUCAGCAAACACAUGGGAGGUGCCAAAGUGAUGGCAACAACAGGAGGAACCAAUUUGCGAGAUGACAUAAUGAGGCUUGAUGAUACAGUGCAUGUGGUGAUAGCUACCCCUGGAAGAAUCCUCGAUCUCAUCAAGAAAGGAGUAGCAAAAGUUGAGCAUGUCCAGAUGAUAGUAUUGGAUGAGGCAGAUAAGUUGCUGUCUCAAGAUUUUGUUCAGAUAAUGGAAGACAUUAUUCUCACGCUACCUAAAAACAGACAGAUUUUGCUCUACUCAGCCACUUUCCCUCUGAGUGUACAGAAGUUCAUGAAUUCCCAUUUGCAGAAACCCUAUGAGAUUAAUCUGAUGGAGGAGCUGACCUUGAAGGGAGUUACCCAGUACUAUGCCUACGUCACCGAGCGUCAGAAGGUUCACUGCCUCAACACGCUGUUUUCCAGGCUCCAGAUCAACCAGUCGAUCAUUUUCUGCAACUCCUCUCAGCGGGUUGAAUUGCUAGCCAAAAAGAUCUCCCAGUUGGGCUAUUCCUGCUUCUACAUCCAUGCUAAAAUGAGGCAGGAGCAUCGCAACCGCGUGUUCCAUGAUUUCCGAAAUGGCUUAUGCCGCAAUCUUGUUUGCACUGAUCUGUUUACCCGAGGUAUUGAUAUCCAAGCUGUGAAUGUGGUGAUAAACUUUGAUUUUCCAAAGCUGGCAGAGACUUAUCUCCAUCGUAUUGGCAGAUCAGGUCGCUUUGGACAUCUCGGCCUGGCCAUCAACUUGAUCACCUAUGAUGAUCGAUUCAACCUGAAAAGUAUUGAGGAGCAGUUGGGAACUGAAAUCAAACCCAUACCAAGCAACAUUGACAAGAGCCUUUACGUGGCAGAAUACCACAGUGAACCUGUAGAAGAUGAGAAACAGUAACCAUGCUUUGACUACAUAUGCCAGAAGGUGAAGCCCUUUGAUCCACAUCUGUGACACAUCAUUUCUCUGGGGAUACCCUUCUCUUUGUGGGUUUUUCUUCGUCUUUUCAUUUUGGAACUAUGAAGACUAAAGAGCUCGGCCUUUUUUCUUUUUAAAUUUGGCAGCAAGGAAGAAAGAAGAUGAAAGGAGGAAUGUCUUUUUGUUUUUCCACUCGUUUGCACUGUGUGCUGAUUGAACAUUAGUUGCACUAACUGCUGGUUUUAAAUUUUUUUUCUUUGGGUGGGAGGGGCAGCAAGGGAAGAAGAGAAACCCUGGAAAGAGAAGAAUCUUUGAACACGAGCUUGUCUGCGAUUUCAAAUUCUCCAACCGUCGACUGAGUGCAUUUCAACUUCUCCCUGGUUACUCAUCUGUUUUGAAGCUAAAGAGCUUGUUACUUAUUCGUGCAAAGUGCCUUAUGCUAUGAGACCAUUCAGAACAUCACCUUUGUGACGCAGCCCGAGGAGUCAGCCGCCGUUUUUGGUUUCAGGUCAAAGUUCCCCUCUCUCCCCCCUCUCUUCCUCUCCAAGUACUCGAGGCCAGGGCUGUGAGGUGAAACUUAUUGGUAAUACUACUUUGUCUUCAACUUCUGUUUCCUUUUUGUUUUUUUUCUUUAGUUGGAGGAGUUGAUAUGCAUCUGCAGUUCACCCACACUGUAAAUACCUGUAUUUAAAACAAAACCAACUUAAAAUCUGGGCUGAUUAGGUGCAGCAUCGUAGCUCCAGAAGGAAAGAGUAGCCUGUCAUCUCUUGCAGGAGCCAUAAGAAAACCCCUAUGCUCUAGCAGAACACUAAAGACUGGUUACCAUAAGUCUCCAUUAGUAGUUCCAGCACUUGAUAUGUAGACUUGUUUCAGAGCCGUGGCCCUCUUUCCUCUGGUGCAGUGUGUCCCAUAGAAAAUCAGAUGUGUAUAUUGUACAAACUUUGUAAAUAUUUUUUUUUUUCCUGUUUGGGUUCAUAUAUAACUUUUUUGUUCUUUUUUUUUUUUUUUUUUUUUUGAUGAAGGUUGCUGGGGUUAAAGGGAUUUGACUGAUUAUGGGAGCAGCUAAAGAUGAGAGGGGCUCAGUUUUCUGCAACACUAAGCGAUGAGAAAUGCUGUGAGCAGGGCAGCCUCCUCGUGUGCCCCUGGUCGGGGUGGGUUUGCUCCGCUGUCAGCAACGCUGCCGGUGCCACUCGUGUGGAGGAGAUCAUUUGCGAGGCCCUGAGGUCUCAGCAGUCUGUGGCUCAGCUCGUUUGAGACGCUCUUCAAUUUUCCCCUUAGAAACUUCAGGAACUUGGCAAGCUCUGAAGGUGCCACGAGCCGCGUUCUGCGUGGCACGAGGGGAUGCGGCGGGUGUCAGCGCUGCUGAGCAGGACGUGCGUAAGGCGUGGAUUUGGGCUUAAACCAUAGGAAACUGAGAUGCAUGAACGGACAGUUCUGGAGCUCGAUGGGAACGAUUGAUUUCCUGCAGCGUUGCGUAUUUUCUGCCCAGCACGACCUCAGUACAGACGUUGGGUGAGCAGGGCAGGUGAAGCCCUGUCCGUGUGCCUGGGGCUGCAGAGAGCUGCUCGCCAUCGCUCUGUUCAGGCACCGCUUGCUGCCUGUCGCUGGGACGCCUCCUGGUCAAACGGUGUUGCUUUAAAUUGUGCCCCUCCCAACAUGCUUGAUGUUUGGCCUGAUCUCCAGGCAAAAGGAGUGAGACAAAUCAAACUGUAAACUUUUAAAAUUCCCUUUUAGCCUGUUCAACAACAGCGUCAGGAGGCACCUGGACAAAUGCAAUCCCUUCUGCUCAUUUAUUCUGUAUACAGAUGCUGCACUCACACUAUGCUUGCUUACUUUGAGGCAGGAAUUAAUUAAUUGUCUUAAUUUCUCCCUUUUUUUCACCCCUCCCACACUUUUUUCUGUUGUUCUGAGUAUGAUUGGAACCAAAAGGCAGACUUUCCUGUCCUUUUCCUCGAGGAACACACUCACCAAACCAGGUGCCUCCUGACAACAGCUUUACAAGAUGAUGGAAAGGGUGGUUUUUUUUGUUUUUUUUUUUUUUUUUUUGUGUCAGCAGUGACUCCGUAACUGUAGCAAAUGCUGCACUAGAGUACAAACUCAAGAGCUUGGUCACAGACACUCUGUGAGCCACACAGCUUACAUUUGACUGGCAGGUACUAAAUGUAAACAACUUUGGGGUGCUGGGAGGGGGGCGGGGGUGGGACUUUGUGGGUGCAAACUUUGACCAAAAGUAAAAUCUUGCUCUUGUACUGCAGCCAGCUUAUGAUUUUUCCAGAGAGUCAGAAGAGGGAUCGUUUUAGUGCAACAAAGACAUGACAAAUGUAAAUACAAGUGUAGGAUCUUGGCGGGGCACACGCGUGUGGCAAGAACAGGACAGCAGUGUGGGGUGAGGUGCGUGUGCUCUGCUUGAUGGGGGCAGUGAGCCCGGUGCCAUGCUCUGAUGGUCCCUCUUGAAGCACAGAACUUUUAAAUGGAAAGUAUUACUUUAAACUUGGCCUCUUAUUGAGGAUUGGCACUUACCUGAGUAUCGGGGGCACCAUUUCUAGGCGGCUUCCAGUGCUGAAGGAAGCAGCCUAUUCUUGGUGCUAACAGGCUAUCUCCAACAGAUGCAAACGGAAAGAUGCUCCAAACGACUAGGGUAAGCCUAGGGUUUUUUUUCCUUUGUUUGUUUUUCUCCCCGAGAUCAAUUGUGAAUGGAUUUUGGCUUCUUGAGAUUCCUUGUAACACCCUGUUCUUUUUCUGGUCGUGCCAGCCUUUGCAUUUGUGCAUUGCUUGGAGCCAGUCUCUUCCUUCAGCAGAGGAGCCCUUGGGCCAAAUACUUCCUUUGACAAAGAUGGCAUCAAUGAUAAUACGAGUAAUUCUGCAUUUUUUCCUCCCAAAAGUCUAAAACUCCUUGAAUUGAGUUGAAAUGGCCACAAAGAGAUGGACACCAAUCUGCAGCCAAUUUAUUCCGAUCAGCUGCAGGCCGGCCUCAGGGUGCAGCUCUGUAGGGCUUUCCCUCGGGGGGGUUGGGGGGUGGGUUGGUCUCAAAUAGGUCUUUUAAUUUCCAGAAUGAGAUGGGAGCAUCUUUCCUUUGCGCUCUGCGACUUGUUGUUGUUGUUGUUGUGGGUAAGAACACGGAAGCUCGGUAUGAAUUUGUCGUACGCACGUUGGUAUCAAAUCAUCUCAUUCUGAUUUUGAUUUUGAUUUUUUUUACUCGGGUUGGGGGUGGGUGUCUGCUCUCAGGAUUUAAAAAUGCUUCGCGCCUUGUGAUGGAAGUGAUGGGGAGGGGGGCAGCCUGCAGCACAGCGCUGUGCAGCGGCUCCGUCCUGCAGGAGGCCGCAGUGCAGCUGAGCGCAGCGCAGCUCCCUUCUGCUGUCGUGCAGUUGGGCACAACAGCCAUUCCAACUGCUGGGAACUCGCAGCCUCUUUAAUUGGAGUUGAUAAUAAACGAGGGCUCUGGACCAGAGAGCAUCUGGAGGCUGUGCUGCAUCGUCCCCUGCCUUCGGCUCGGUUCCUGCGGCGUUGCUGACGUGUCUGCGUGGAAGCAUUUUUAAAUUCUGCUUUAGACGAGGGAAGGGUAAGGAGGGGUGGUGGGAGGGAUGGGUUUAUUAAGAUACAGCCUUGCUGUAUUUUAACCAAUAAUUAAAGGGAAGGGGUGGCAGGAGAAGAAAACAGUCAUUGUUCCCGUUACAGAAAAAAAAAAACAAAAAUAAAAGCAACUUUAUUUGAAGAAAAAAAUAUUGCAGUUCAGGUGGGGCAUCAUAACCCACCGGUCCCUAGUCAGGAAGUUGAAUGUUACUGUUAAUCAGUGAACAACACGGACAAAUCAUUGCAAACUUUUGGGGGGGAGGGGAAAAUUGGCGUUUGGUUAAAUUGGUAAUUGGCAAACUCUCCGGCGGAGCUGAGAAUUGGUUGAGAAUGUAUUUCUGGAUGCGUGUGUGUCGCAGCACCGACUCGCAGAGAGUUUCACGAGUUCAGAGUGCGAAAAUAAGACAUGAUAAAAUCCUGAUUUUGUUGAUUUAAACUCAAUAAAAGCUCCCUGGAACACCA
This is a messenger RNA of Centrocercus urophasianus (Greater sage-grouse), 7334 nucleotides long. It is a transcript of the gene DDX6, whose product is annotated as DEAD-box helicase 6. The transcript has 13 exons. Lineage: Eukaryota; Metazoa; Chordata; Aves; Galliformes; Phasianidae. Gene Ontology annotation, cellular component: cytoplasmic stress granule; P-body. Bases 1833 to 3284 code for a protein of 483 amino acids. Gene Ontology annotation, biological process: cytoplasmic stress granule assembly; P-body assembly. Gene Ontology annotation, molecular function: mRNA binding; RNA helicase activity; ATP binding. The record is from RefSeq and is a predicted model, not a curated record.